This is a messenger RNA of Leguminivora glycinivorella, 1950 nucleotides long. RefSeq names its product gastrula zinc finger protein XlCGF26.1-like. Bases 47 to 1669 code for a protein of 540 amino acids. The transcript is spliced from 11 exons. Gene Ontology annotation, biological process: regulation of transcription by RNA polymerase II. NCBI's taxonomy places the organism in Eukaryota, Metazoa, Arthropoda, Insecta, Lepidoptera, Tortricidae. The record is from RefSeq and is a predicted model, not a curated record. Gene Ontology annotation, cellular component: nucleus. Gene Ontology annotation, molecular function: RNA polymerase II transcription regulatory region sequence-specific DNA binding; DNA-binding transcription factor activity, RNA polymerase II-specific.
GAUUAUUUAUCAUCAAAUAUUAUUGUAAUUAUUUAAAUAGCAAACAAUGGCAUCAAAAAAGGUAUGCCACGGCUGUCUCUCUGUCGGUAGAAAGCUAGCUAUAAUAGAAGACCACGCAAAACUGUACAAUCGACUGCUGUUGAAGAAAUCAGAGCAUUCAACCAAACAGUUAAUGAUGUGCUGGGAGUGCCACCAGACCUUAAAGAACAUCCAAAUGUUCCGUAUGAAGAUAACACAAGCCCAGAGACUUUUAAGCAAUAAAUCUUUGCCACAAAACUCCUUGUCAAACCUAGCAACAUCAAAGAAAAUUGACAAUUAUCAAGUAAUAAUAUAUGAAGACGAGAAAAACGUCACCACGGAUAUAGAAGUACCUCUAAAGCAGGAACCUGAUUUAUACACUGAGAUUGAAAUAAAAAAUGUUUAUGAUAAUUAUGAUAUAAAACUAGUUGCAGUUAAAGAAGAGGUGAAAAAUGAAAGUGAUGGACUUGAAGGAAUUGAAGACAAUCAAGAAAUAGAACUAGACGAAGUGUUAGAUCCUAUUUUGCCGAAGAAUUCGGAAGUUAAGGAGGAAAGACCCAGGAAAAGAGCUGAAUUGAAGCAGAAAUAUAGAACUAUUAUAUUUGACGAUAUUCAGGAUAAGAGGAACUAUUAUGAUGUGGUUAAGAUAGGCCAAGAGGCCGCGCUGAGUUGGCUCGAGAAGCGGAAAGAACGCGCAAGCGGCAAGCAGUUCCAGUGUCAGCUCUGCUACGCCGGGUUCAAACAGAAGAAGUUCUACGACCGCCAUCUUACCCUGCUGCACGCACAGUCACUCAAAUUCGAAUGCGAUCUCUGCGCGUGUCGCUUCAAGGACCGCAGUCUCCUCAAACGUCACAUCGACCAGCAUUUCGUGCAGUUUUCGUGUAAGCUGUGCGGCUUGACGUUUCCCUCGCGCAGUCGGCUGUACGUGCACUUCGCGCACGGCCCGCACGGCCGGCAGAUGGAGUGUAAGAAGUGCGGAGCGAGGUUCGACUGCACGAAGCCACGCGAUUUCUACACACACUACCGGGAGACGCACGGGCUCCCGCAGUGCGACCACUGCGGGCUGCGCACCGCCACCAAGACCAAACUCGCCCGCCACAUACUAGUCCGCCACACUGACUUCCGUUGCAAACCGUGUGACAUGGGCUUUAGUUCCUUCCACGCGUUGACUACGCACAACCGCCGCAAACACGUCGUUGAUACCAGCGAGCGUAAUUACUGCGUCGAGUGCGACUUACAGUUCACGAACAGUGUGCUGUAUAACGAACACGUGACACGAAGUACGAAACAUAGCACGAAACCCAGAGUGGCGUGUCCCAUGUGCGACAAGACUUACAGCAAGCGCUGCUACAUGACGAACCAUUACAACCUGGAGCACCUCAAGGAGAGCAAGUACAUCUGCCCGCGCUGCGACAGGAGGUUCCUGAACGGGUUCCGGCUGCGCUACCACGUGAAGUACUACCACGAGAAAGCGCCCAAACCCAAGAACCACAUCUGCACUUACUGCGGGAGGGGAUUCAAUACUCGUCGCAUCCUGGACAACCACGUACGCACACACACGGGCGAGCGGCCGUUCGCGUGUCCGCACUGCACCGCUGCGUUCGCGCAGCUGACCGCACUGAAAACGCACGUGCGAUCUGCGCACAAGUGAAUACUCGACAUAUGUCACAUUGGCAACGGGUUGGUCAACCGCACUGAAAACGCGUGAGAUAUGCGCAUAAGUGAUUACUCGACAUAUGUCACACUGACAGCGGCUUGCGUCAGUCAACCGCACUGAAAACGCACGUGCGAUCUGCGCAUAAGUGAUUACUUGCCAUAUGUCACACUGCUGCUAAAGCCUGACCAGAAACAUAAGACUACUGUCAAGAGGGCGCUGUUAUUCUGAUGUAUGCAGUGACAGUUCAGUAUAGUAUGAAGAUAAUAGUUCUAAUG